Molecule: messenger RNA, 3891 nt
Organism: Panicum hallii
Lineage: Eukaryota; Viridiplantae; Streptophyta; Magnoliopsida; Poales; Poaceae
Product: putative disease resistance RPP13-like protein 3
Exons: 2
Coding region: 655-3567 (970 amino acids)
Biological process (GO): defense response to other organism
Molecular function (GO): ADP binding
Source: RefSeq, a predicted model, not a curated record
UGUUCACCAAAUCACCAGCGCACCCUAUCUCCACUGCUCCGCCCCACACCGCCACCUUUCUCUUGUGUCGCCGUCUCCUUUCUCCUCCACGAAGGUUCUUCCACUCCUUCCCCAUCUGCCCAUCUCCCUCCAGUUCCCAACGUUCUAUCUAUUCCCCAUCCCUUCUAAAUCAGCCACGGAUCUAUAAAAUUGACCACAAAUCAAGCUUGUAGUGGCUGUGUCAGAUCUGCCUCCUCUUCUUCCACAGAUCAAGUCAGAGAUCCUCUUCUCCCUCCUCCACAAAUCAAGCAGGAGCUCGUCGUCCUCCUCCAACAAAGUGUGCCUAGUCGAAGAGGGGUUGCAGUGGAAAAGCCAUGCAAGCAGUUCGAUCCAAGGCCGGAGAAGAAGCUGUUGAGGAGGGGACUGCCGCGAAGGAGAUGUAGUUGAGGACGUCCUCGACUCCUCCCAACCACUGCUCUCCUCGUUCCCCAAAACGUCGGCAAGAAAUGGUUGUCCCGAUCAAUAUGAAUUGUUUAUUCGCUCAAGUCCAACAGAGUUUGGAGUUCGGUUUUCCAGCCCCAUGAUUCGAUCUUGUCCAGCUGCCCUCACAGUGCACCACAGAGAAAACUGCACACGGUCACAGUGAGAGCAAGCAAAGAGAGGAAAGAGGAGGCCAUGGAGGCUGCGGUGGUGAGCGCAUCGGGCGGCGCCAUGGGCUCCCUGCUUCGAAAGCUUGGUGAGCUGCUCACAGCCGAGUACAAGUUGCUCAAAGAAGAUAAGGGGCAGAUCAUGUUCCUAAAAGCUGAGCUCGAGAGCAUGUAUGUCUUCCUGAAGAAGAUCUCGGAUUCAGAGGAGCCUGACGAGCAAGACAAGUGCUGGGCCAAGGAGGUUCGCGAGCUGUCCUAUGACAUCGAGGACAGCAUCAGCGAGUUCAUGCUCCGCGUGGAACGUGACUCCAGCAAGCCACACGGAUUCAAAGGGUUCAUCACCAGGAGCACCAAGUUGCUGACAACAAUGAACACUAGGCAUGAGAUUGCAAAAGAGUUUGAAGGCCUUAAGAUCCGUGUCAAGGAGGCAAGUGAGCGGCGCACGAGGUACAAGAUUGACGACACUGUCCCAAAGCAAAACAACACAACCAUCGAUCCUCGCUUGUUGGCGCUCCAUGCGGAGACGACGAGCCUUGUCGGUGUCAAGGGACCAAGAGACCAGCUGAUUCAGUUGAUGGAUGGAGAGGGUGUGCCUGCGCAUCAGCUAAAGGUGCUCUCUAUUGUGGGCUUUGGAGGUCUCGGAAAGACUACGCUUGCAAAUGAGAUUUAUCACAAGCUUGAGGAGAAGUUCCAGUCUCGAGCUUUUGUUUCUGUGUCCCAAAAACCAAACAUUAGGAAGAUUCUGAGAAGCAUAUUAUCUCAAGCUGGAUUUAUAGCUCCUAAGGACACCAACAUUGAAAUGUGGGAAGAGUCUGAAUUGAUCAUUGCACUGAAAAAUUUCCUAUUGGACAAGAGGUACCUCAUUGUAAUCGAUGACAUCUGGGAUGCUUCUGCAUGGGAUAUUAUCAGAUGUGCUCUUCCGGAGAACACGAAUGGUAGCAGAGUAAUAACAACUACCAGAAUUGAGGCUGUGGCUAGAGCUUGCUGUAGUAAUCACAUUGAAUGUGUUUACAAAAUGAAGGCCCUUAGUGACCAAGACUCAAGAAGCUUAUUCCUCAAAAGAAUAUUUGGUUCAGAGGAUAUGUGCCCUUCAUAUUUGAACGAAGUGUCGUCUGAAAUUUUGAAAAAAUGUGGUGGCUUGCCACUUGCAAUUAUCACAACAUCUAGCCUGUUAGCCAAUCAGCCAAACAAGCUUAAAAAGGAGCAGUGGGAGUAUGUACGGAAGUCUCUAGGCUCCAACUUUGAAGUGAGCCCAAGCUUGGAAGGCAUGAGACAAAUAUUGAAUCUCAGCUACAUAAAUCUUCCUCAUUAUUUGAAGACUUGCAUGCUAUAUCUUGGUAUUUAUCCAGAAGACUACACAAUUGACAAGAAUGAUUUGACUAGGCAAUGGGUUGCUGAAGGAUUUAUAUGUAGAGAUCGUGGGAUAGAUCCAGAGGAUAUUGCAAAGAGCUAUUUUAAUGAGCUUAUCAAUAGAAGUAUGAUUCAGCCUGUAGAUACAGACUAUAAUGGUGAGGUAAUAUCUUGCCGGGUACAUGAUAUGAUGCUCGAUCUUAUAUUACAUAAGUCUAGAGAAGAGAAUUUCAUAACUAUAAUGGAUGAUAUGCAAGACAUGACAGGGCAUCAAAACAAGAUCCGCCGGAUCUCUCUCAACCUGGAUGAUGCAACAAAUGACACUGCUGACGCUGCAGCGAGAUCUGUCCAGCUAUCCCAAAUACGUACACUAGCAAGAUUUGGUACCUCCUCGCAGUUGCUCUCUUUUAAACUGUUCAAGCAUCUCCGAGUUCUAGGAGUUGAAAUUUCAGGAUGGCCCAAGUCAGAUCCAUUGCUAGACUUUACUGAGAUACGUCAUCUGUUUCAGUUAAGAUUCUUAAAGAUCGUAGCAAAAGGUUACAUUGUGGAGUUACCUAGUAAAAUUGGGGAUCUCCAGCAACUGGAAACGUUUGACAUAGGAAAUGGAAUAAAAUUAAAUGAACGAACACGGCUUCAGAAACUACCAUCAGAUAUUUUUAAUUUGAGCCGGUUGUUGCAUUUGGCUGUUCCUGAUCAUGUAAUAUUGCCUGAUAGGAUUGGUAACAUGAAAUCUUUGCGUACUCUAGGCCAGUUUGAUUUGGGCAACUCAUUGGACAGUAUCAAGGGUCUGAGAGAACUGACAAAUCUGACAAAUCUUGAAAUCAGCUGGGGCUACCGCUACAGUAAAUCUGGAGAUGAGACUGCUGCGAGAUGUUGGGAAGUUGUGCACGCCCUCGAAAAUCUUUGCAACCUCAGACAUCUACAUAUUCGUAGUGAUAAUGAUCUUGUCAGAAGCUGCUUCGAUGUAUGGUGUUCAGUCCCAGCUUAUUUCUUCCAUCUGCAAAGCUUCCAUGCAAAGUACGUACCGUGGUUCUCGAGGGUUCCAAAGUGGAUUGGCCAGCUCCAUAGCAUCUAUGACCUGUAUCUCACUGUUCAGGAGGUGUUGGAGGAUGAUUUUGGAAUUCUUUCACAGCUGCCCUCCCUUAUCCACCUGGUUUUGCACAUCCUUAGAACUCCUGAAGAUAAGAUCAUCAUCAUCCCUGGAGGAAGUGGAUUAUUCCCUGUUCUGAAGCAUUUUAGAGUCAUCUGUGGCAGGAUAUCGUACCUGACCUUUGAGGCAGAGACAAUGCCCAAGCUCGAAAGACUCGAGCUAUGUUUCAAUGCAAAGGGAUGGGACAGGUACGGAGCUGUGCCUGCUGGCAUCGAGCACCUACCAGGCCUCAAAGAAAUCUCUGUAGAUAUUGGGGGGUUCGGUGCUAAGGAAUCCGACCGAAGGGCUGCUGAGUCCGCGCUGAGGGACACGGCUGACAUGCACCCACGACGUCCUGUAGCCAACAUCAAGGUUUACAAAGAUGCAGGGUUGAUAUUUGAUGAGCCGGAGGAGGAGGAGGAGGAGGAGGGGAACGGUGGGAGCAGCAGCAGCAGCACAUGAUCAAGGCCAAGUACAAAGUCAUGCAGUUGCCUCCUUUUAUGAAUCUCCAGCAGCAUUACAUACUCGUAGCUGGUACCACGACGUUUCAGUUGGAUAUUACAUGUCUCUGCUGAAGAAAUCUAGACGAUACACACAUCUGUCGGCCGCCGACCGGCUCCAGUCUUCUCGUUUCAUGUACUACUGUCAGCUAGCUGUACUGUUCGUUUGAAAGUUGUCAUUAUUUUUCGAUGCUGCUGGUUCUGAAUCAAUUUUCAGCAUCACAGGCCUGUGGUGUGGAAUUGUUGAGUUAGGAAUAAUGAUGGAUGCUCAAGUGCUUUCUAGCUU